AUGGCACCAGGGCCGCACCACUCACAUUCAGGUAAUUAUGUUGACAUUCCCACCGACCAUCAAACACAUCCGUGUGGUAUUACUCCAGUUAUGAGGUCAUUGGACUCGAGCAGAAGUGCUGAAGGGGCGGGGGAAAUUAUACAGAGUGAAAAUCCUAGACAUAUUUCGAUGAGUCUGAUUCAUGAGAGUAAUAGGGCAGUUGAUGAUGAGACUGAUGACUACCUAGUAGACCAUCCAGAGGUUGCGGAUGAGGGUGAGGGUGAGGAUGAGGAUGAGAAUGAUGACGAUGCUGUUGAUGAGGAUCCAGCACCCAGUGCAGGUAUGGCCACAAGUGAAAAAGGUAAAUGUUACAACCUUAGAGCUGAUCUUCCACGUCGGAGUGUGAAUCGGUAUACACCAUCCGCUUUUAAUAAGAUUGCCAAGAAGUGUAGAAAGUUAUACAAACAUAUGAAGUGGGCACCGAGAAAAUAA
Molecule: messenger RNA, 471 nt
Organism: Arachis stenosperma
Lineage: Eukaryota; Viridiplantae; Streptophyta; Magnoliopsida; Fabales; Fabaceae
Product: histone deacetylase HDT2-like
Exons: 2
Coding region: 1-471 (156 amino acids)
Source: RefSeq, a predicted model, not a curated record